Mytilus trossulus (common blue mussel) is the source of this 4580-nucleotide messenger RNA. RefSeq lists its product as uncharacterized. Bases 148 to 1947 code for a protein of 599 amino acids. Lineage: Eukaryota; Metazoa; Mollusca; Bivalvia; Mytilida; Mytilidae. The transcript has 6 exons. The record is from RefSeq and is a predicted model, not a curated record. Gene Ontology annotation, molecular function: DNA binding.
CCGUAACGACCGAUACUUCCCGCUUUUGUUCUGCAUUUAGUAAUGAAAAGGCAAACAGCGACACCUAGCACUUGAUAGCUGACUCUGGCGUAGCUGAAAGAUUUCAAUCGUACAUGAAUUUGAUGGUUUAAAGAUACAUAACUUACAAUGAUUGACCUAUUUAAGAUCAAAGAAGACUUCUCCUUUAUGGUUAAAGAGGCAGAGCCAUGGACAUUAACACAGUUUGUCAUGUGGCUAGAUUUGAAACUAUCUGAGUUUAAAACCAAGGGAUACAUGGUGUUAGACCAUAAUGUAAAAACAAAGCCUAAAUGGUUGGAAGAAGACACCAUAACAUCUGAUAUUGCACCACCUCCAGCGCCUUGUAGGAAUUGUCAUUCAUCAUCAUCAUCCACUGGUCAUGCUGGGCGUGAUGUUGGCCAGUAUUACUCAGAUAUUCAUGCAUCACAACCUGUCCAUCAGCUGAAUGCAGCCUCAAGAAUUAAGGACAAGGCUCAGCAGAAGUCAACAGAUGAGUCAGAAAAUAUUCGUGGUGAGGUGGGAAUUAUAGAUCUGUCUCAUGGAGAAAUGCAGAAUAGGGUGAACAAUAACAAUUUUAGACAGAAUUCCAAUCAGAACAGUGCAAUAUCCCAAAGUGCCAAUUUGAGACAGAUACCUUCACCAGGGUCCUUAAAACAAAAAAACCUGACUGUUUCUAUUCAAAGACAAGAAAAACGUGCUAGAACUGAAGUUAUUGAGAUUGAUGGAUCCUCACCAACAGAGAAAAUGUUUUCUUCAAAUAGACAAGAAAUCGGAAAAACCAGCACUCCAAUUGUUAGACGGGCAGGUCAGCUUUUACAAAAGGCCAAAAACAGACAAGCAUUGUCAACAGGUACUGCAAUAUAUACUUCAACAACAACAACACUGACACCUACUUUUUCUUCCAGCUUUAGUUCACAGUCUACAAGGACAGCUAGUUCAAAUAGAAAUUUUGCUCUUGGAGCACCACCAGUUAGUUCAUUUCUAGCACCACCUAUGAGUUCAUCAGCAUUUUCAGUAUCACCAGUUACUGGUUCACAAUCAUUGGAUGAUAUAAUUGCAGAGACAGUUCAGGCAGUGUCUGGACAAUGCAGAUUAUCAACAGAAGUACCUCCGUCCAGUCAGUCAUUUAGCACAGGACCAAAACUACUCGAUUCCAGUUCUGUGAAACGUCAGACAAGUUUUCAGGACACAACCUCAUCUAAUCAGCCUUCAGCACCAACUGUGUUCCCUGGAUUGUCAAUUUCACCAAAUUCAUUCUCCCAGAUGGUUGAUGGACAAGCUGUUCCUGUGGCUCUGCAUGCCAAUAUUGACAAUAUCAGUAGAGAUUUGUCGCAGGUGUCAGCACCAUCAUGUUCUAAUGCCACUGAAGUUAAAAUGGAAACAGACCUGAAUGCCAGUAUAAGUGACUCCUUUAGUACAGAUGCAGCAACAUUACAAACCUCAUUAUUAGAUACAAGUACAGACUCAUCACUCUCAUUUCAAGACACAUCUCAUACAUCACAUGGUCCUGUAGAGCCUGGUGGAGUCCCUAGACCAGGUCUGAUUGACACAGAGACUGCAAAGGCUUAUCAGAUGGUAGAACUUGUAACAGGUAGUGGUGUUUAUGUUUAUGAUAAAACAAUAUCACAAGCUUUUAAGGUGGGAACUGAGAGAGAUACAGGUACAUACAGUGGUGAAAAAAUGGCAAGAUAUUUAUUAAAUGUAUUCUGGUCUAGGAAGGAUCUAGUUGGUGCUACUUUAUCAAAGGCUGGUCGAGGGAAAAAAAUACUUAAUCAACAGAUUAUAGAAGCAAUACUAGAUUUCUGUGAAGCCCAAAGCCGACAUGCCAGAACAAAGGCUAGAACUGCUAUGAACAACAGUAUUACUUCUAUAACUUGGCAUGCAAAACAGAGAAAGAAAAUGAGAUAUGGAUUGAUGGGAUUUCCAUAGUUGUGUAAAUACGUACACACUUUAUGUAUUUUUCAGUUGACAUUAGGAUUUUACUCAUUGUAGAAUUUUAGAUGACAUUGAAUUUUUCACAUGACUGUAUAAACAAACAAAUCAUACAAGAAUAAAAACUAUUUUUAUGGAACUGAUUAUUUGUCCCCUACUACCACGUCCUAUGGAAUUUUAAGUUUGCACUCCGUCCGUCUGUCUGUUUGUCUCCCUGUCUGUCUAUCUGUCCGUCAGUCCAGCAAAUCAGUUUCCUACACAUUUUUUCUACAUACUUGAAGAUAUUGAUUUGAUAUUUGGUGUAUUUUGUUUUGUUCUGGUUUUGUGAUUUUAUGCCAAGUUAUGGUACUUGACUGAAAAUUCACUAAAACAAAACCUUUUCCCACACUUUUUGCUGUCCGUCUUGAAGAAAUUUAUUUGAAAAUUGGUUUAGUUUUAUCAUGACAAGUUAAAGAUCAAGUUUGAAUUUUGUUCUGGUCUGUUGAUUUUGUGCAGAAUUAUGGUCUAUGGACUUGGAAAAUUAAAUCGAUAAUAAGUUUUAUGCACUUUUUUCGUCAUGCUUGAAGAUAUUUAUUUGAUAUUUGUAAUAUAGUUUACACCAUGACAAGUUAUAGAUCAAGUUUGAAUUGUGUUCUAAUACAAUGAAUAUUUUUUAACCAGUAGGGAACUAUGUAUUGGUAUGCAUGAAUUUUGUCUGGACCAAUUUAAAUGUUAUAACUUUUCUAAAAACUUGUUUCAUGUUUACUUUGAUUUCUCUGAGUUUUGGUUUUGCAAUAAUGGUUCAUUAACUGAUAUUUCUAGUAGUAGACUGCAUUAAAUAUAACUGAUCAGCUUCAAUAAAUAGUAAAGUACUGAUAUUAUUAUAUUGUAAAGGACUUUCUCUCUAUAUAUAUAUAUACAUAUAAGUGAUUGAAAAAUUGUAUAGUCAGGUUCGGUUAUUGGAUUUUGUGUACCAAGCAGAACUGUAUUUAUUUUGAUAUUAUAACAGUUAUUUCAUGACCUAAUUGGAAUGUCCUUUGAAUUUCAACUGAAAAAUAUUUUUGUACUAAAUAAUCUUAUGCAUGUAUAAAUAACAUUGAAAUUCUUUGUAAGAUUUUUAUGGACUCGGGUUCCAAUAAAUAAGUUAUAUGAUAGUUCUAAUAUAUUGCCUACUUUGCUGUCUGAAGACACUUUUGUUUGUUAUGAACUGAUACUUCUUUACAUUGACUUUUUAUUUUCCCCAAGUUAACAUUUACACUACUAUUGUUUACUUUUACUUCUAUAAUAAGUAAUGAAGCUGUGUUUUUCUUUUGAAAUAUCAUAUUAUUAAAAAAAAGUUUUCCAAAAAAAAAAAGUAUACACUUUUUUACUGCACAGUUUGUUUGAUAACAGUGAAAAAGAGUAUAGAACCCAAAACAAGUUCAACCUUGCCUCCUGAUCAUGUGUCAGUCCAUGGUCAGGAAACUCAUAGUUAUUAUAAGACAGAUGUUGCUUCCAGUAGUGUGUUAUUUUAAUUCAUUUGUAUUGAUGACUUGCCUAGACUUUGGACAUUUUAAUGCCUGUUUAAUUAUGUAGAGACUUACCCUUUGUCGUCCUUCGGAAAAUAGUUACUUGAUAAUCAUUUUUUUUGUAUUUCUAUUUUGGAUGGAAGUUUUAUCAUCAAUUAUUAACACAUUUUUUUUUUUUUUUUUUUGGAAUUCUGGUAAACAUGCAUGUGUACAUGUACAGUAUUUCUCUACCAUCAAAUUUAUAAAAAAAAACAUGCUGUCUAAAGCUGAUACUGUUUAAAUAUUUGGCAUCACAUAAAAAUUUAAAGGUUAUAACUUUUAUUGUUUUACAGAUUUUUGUGAUGCCAAUAGCCACCAUCCCAAAUCAAAAGCCAGGGCAGCAAUGACAAGCAGUAUUACUUCUAUUACAUGGCAUGCUAGACAGAAAAUUAAACAAGCCUCAAAAUUCAAAUGGAAAUAACUUGCAUUUUUGCAGUUUUAUUUUGCUUUCAUAUUUUUUACCCAAUCAUUAUUGCAACGAAAAACUUAUUAAGAAGUUAAAACUAAAUAUAUUUAAAUCUUACAUAAGCAUUAAUGUCAGCUGUAAGAUGUUUAAAGGGAUCUUUUCAUUUUGCACAAGUGCAAUCCCCUUCCUUUUUAUGUCUCAAAAAUUGUCUUCUUCAGUAUUUUUUAAAAGUUGACUUUCUUUGGCUGAUUCUUGCUGGUAUCAAACCUUUUUAUAAUUAUAAAUGUAUUUGUAACUUAUUAACCGAUACUUUCAACAAGCAGAAAAUAAGAAAAUGUGAUUGAAUACACAUUUGCUUGUCAAUUUUGUUUAGGCUUCUUGACCUAGAAAUAGACAAUAAAAUGCUGUACAAAUUAUAUAUAACACCAGCUUACAGAAAAGGGUGUAUAACUGUUAUUCAAGUUGAUGGAUGAGAGUUUUUUUUGUUACCUGUUCAGUGAAAAUUUGGUUUUGUAAAUAAGAGAUGCAUAUAUUAUAAAGAUAUAUACAUUGUACAUGUAUUGAAGAUUUAAUUAUAUGUUUUCAGUAAUUUGUCAAAAUUUUGCCUGUAUUAUUUUAUUGCUUUAAGAACAUGCUUUAUACCAAAAUGGUCAAACAUUGUUAAUACCUUAAGCAAUAAAUGCUUUAUUUUUAUGUUA